Messenger RNA from Prionailurus viverrinus (fishing cat), 1846 nucleotides. It is a transcript of the gene UFC1, whose product is annotated as ubiquitin-fold modifier conjugating enzyme 1. The record is from RefSeq and is a predicted model, not a curated record. Gene Ontology annotation, molecular function: UFM1 conjugating enzyme activity. Lineage: Eukaryota; Metazoa; Chordata; Mammalia; Carnivora; Felidae. Gene Ontology annotation, cellular component: cytoplasm. Bases 986 to 1489 code for a protein of 167 amino acids. The transcript is spliced from 7 exons. Gene Ontology annotation, biological process: protein K69-linked ufmylation.
AUUAACCGGGGCGUGGAUAGCUUCACUUUGGGUCGAGAGACUAGAGACUGGCAGCCAUCUUGCUUUGGGGCAAGCGGGCAACGCAAGUUCUUCCCGACGGCGGCUUCAGGGCCGUCACGAGGAGGGAGUGCGGGUUGCGUCCUCGAGUGUGAGGACGUUGGCGGCGCCGGAGCCGGCCGCUGUCGACUUCAAGACCCAUCGAAAGACUGGGACUAGCAGCCAUGACUCAUAAGGGCGGAAUUUAGCAAGGGUCGGACUGCCCCGCGAACUUCGGGAAAGGUUCACGAUCGGGAUUUGACCUUUGCCCUGAACUUCCGGUAAAUCCGGACUUUCCGUAAACCUGAGUCCGGAGCCGAGAGCGCUGCUCGGAUGCCCCCUCGGAUGUCAUUCUUUGAGCAUUUGCCUUUUAAGCGCCCGCUUCCUGAAGGAAGUGUCGCCAGAGCCGAACCUUGGACUGGACCGAGGGUGUGUAUACUUUGAUUCUCCAUGGUUUCCAAUCAUUAUCACGAGUUCAAUAUCCUUCUGUUGGAUGACUGCUUUGCCCCUGCUACCUGAACCGAACUACAUGGAAGCUAAGGAAGCUUAUCCAAACACGUGAACAGCGCGUUUCAGGAAGACAGUGCCCCGCACGGUGCCUACACCAGCCUGAAAUUCUAACAACUCUCCCAAGUUUGGGAAGGCGGCCGAGUUUUCUGAAACUCCUUCUCUGAGCAUGAGCGGAAGUCACCCGUUGAGCAAUCUGCGGGUUUUUUAAAUAAUAGGUACCAUAUUAAGAAGCAAUCCGUUACGUUCUCUUUUUUUCCGUUGCACCCACAAGCAAGUGACCAGGUGACAAAUUUGUCUUCGUUACAAGAAAAUAAAGACCGCACUCAAAGAAGUCCGAAGGCAGCCCAACAGCCCAUCUUCCCACAGUAAAGAUGGCGGCCCCCUGAGUGUAAACUGCAGGCAGUACCACUUCCGCGUUUCUCUGGCGCCCUCGUCCAAGAUGGCGGACGAGGCUACCCGGCGUGUGGUGUCUGAGAUCCCGGUGCUGAAGACUAACGCCGGACCUCGAGAUCGUGAGUUGUGGGUGCAGCGACUCAAAGAGGAAUAUCAGUCUCUUAUCCGGUACGUGGAGAACAACAAGAAUGCCGACAAUGAUUGGUUCCGACUGGAGUCCAACAAGGAAGGGACUCGGUGGUUUGGAAAAUGCUGGUACAUCCAUGACCUGCUCAAAUAUGAGUUUGACAUUGAGUUUGACAUUCCUAUCACAUACCCCACUACUGCUCCAGAAAUUGCAGUCCCUGAACUGGAUGGAAAAACAGCAAAGAUGUACAGGGGUGGCAAAAUAUGCCUGACUGAUCACUUUAAGCCUUUGUGGGCCAGGAACGUGCCCAAGUUUGGACUAGCUCAUCUCAUGGCUCUGGGGCUGGGUCCAUGGCUGGCAGUGGAAAUCCCCGAUCUGAUUCAGAAGGGCGUGAUUCAGCAUAAAGAGAAAGGCAACCCAUGAAGGAUCAAGCCACUGAGGCAGGACAGAGGGACCUUUGACGGGCUAUGUUCUGUUCCUGUUUCUGUGCCUCACUCCUACUCAUCCGCCUGCUUCCCCCCCAAGCCCCUCCACCCAUAAUUGUUACUAAGCAGCCGCAUCAGGCAUUGCUGAAAAAAAUAAACAACACCAUCGCCACUGAAUUUCUAAGGCUACACAGGGAGGGGAAAGACGGGGGCUUUGGAAAACCAAGGCAAUUCAUAUCCCUUCCCCAGGUGGAACAAUGUGAGAUCCAGGAAGGAUGGGAAGCAGGCUGGAAAGUGGGUGCAUAGUCUUUUUGGUCUCUGGAGAUAACUCAUCAAUAAAAGCUGCUUCCUCUGA